AUGCCGACACCAAAAGAUGUAGAAAGGUAUCAGGCAUUCAAGGGGUCUCCUUCAGAGCUGCAUGUGGUUGAUCAGUUUAUGUUAGAGAUGUGUAAAAUCCCCCACUUAGGCCAGAGGCUGGAUCUUCUGCUUACCAUACGUGAGCUCCCUGUCAGCAUGAAAGAUUUGGAGCCUUUAAUAAACCAGAAAAUCCAAGCAAGUAAACAGCUGCAAUCCAGCCAGAAAUUUGUUGCUGUCCUGGAGUACAUUUUAGCCAUUGGGAACCAUUUAAAUGAAAAGGCUGGAAAGGGAAAAGCUAAAGGAUUUCGAUUGUCAUCUUUGACCAAACUGCCUCUGCUGCGGGGUAGAGAGAGGACGUUCACCUUGCUUCACGCCCUUGUGGAACAGAUCUUCUUACAUGAGCCUGAUCUGGCCAAGUUUUCUCAGGAGCUGACAGAAUUUGAAGCUAUUCCUGAUGCUUCCAUGAAGGGCCUCAGUGCUGAAGUUGAUGUUUUAAAAAAAGAAUUGGAAAAUGUUACUCAAUGCAGGCGCCUUAUUAAACCCAAGACAAUCAAGGCAACAUCCCAGGAGUCACAGUUCUGCAAGGAACUAAAGGAUUUAAUUCAGAAAUAUGAAGGGGAUCUAUCCCAGCUGUCAAAAAGAUGUGAUGAAAUGAAGAAGCUUUAUAGCAACGUACUGGUAAAAUUUGGGGAGCCACAAGACCUAGACUCUCAGGAACUGUUUGGAUGGAUAUCUUCAUUCAUUAGUGACUUUAGGAAGGCCUGUGCUGAAGUCACACCAUAAGGACAACACAAAUCUUAUUAAAAAGGUGAGGGAAAGAGAAGUUCAGGCAACAGUGUUUAAACAGGUUUGAAAUUUUCUCUACUAAUAAGGAGCACAUAGGCAGUAUAUAAGUUUGUACAGCAGUACGCCUUGAC
Molecule: messenger RNA, 917 nt
Organism: Colius striatus (speckled mousebird)
Lineage: Eukaryota; Metazoa; Chordata; Aves; Coliiformes; Coliidae
Product: delphilin
Exons: 8
Coding region: 1-783 (260 amino acids)
Source: RefSeq, a predicted model, not a curated record